CGCGUGCGUCGUGCGUGCUCGCGCGCGCGGCCCAGCGAGCGGCGCUCGGGGGCCCGAGUCGGCUGUGGCUAGGCGGCUCCGCGCUCCAGGGCUCCUCGGCGUGACGGCCGCGCCCGCGCUGUUCCAGCCCGCCGCCGAGGCCGCUCCCGGGGCGCGAAGAUGCCGGCCGUAUCCAAGGGGGACGGGAUGCGGGGCCUAGCGGUCUUCAUCUCCGACAUCCGCAACUGUAAAAGUAAAGAAGCCGAAAUAAAGAGGAUAAACAAGGAACUGGCAAAUAUUAGAUCAAAAUUUAAAGGUGACAAGGCUCUUGAUGGCUACAGUAAAAAGAAGUAUGUCUGCAAGUUGCUCUUCAUCUUUCUCCUUGGUCAUGACAUUGACUUUGGACACAUGGAAGCUGUGAAUCUUCUGAGCUCAAACAGAUACACAGAAAAGCAGAUUGGCUACCUUUUCAUCUCUGUAUUGGUGAACUCGAACAGUGAACUGAUCCGCUUGAUUAACAAUGCCAUCAAGAACGACCUGGCCAGCCGCAACCCCACAUUUAUGGGCCUGGCCCUGCACUGCAUUGCCAAUGUGGGUAGUCGUGAGAUGGCAGAGGCCUUCGCUGGAGAGAUCCCCAAGAUCCUCGUGGCAGGAGAUACCAUGGAUAGUGUGAAGCAGAGUGCAGCCCUGUGCUUGUUGCGUCUGUACAGGACAUCACCUGACCUAGUUCCUAUGGGUGACUGGACAUCCCGAGUGGUACACCUCCUCAAUGAUCAGCACUUGGGUGUAGUAACUGCUGCAACUAGCCUCAUCACCACACUGGCCCAGAAGAAUCCUGAGGAGUUCAAGACCUCUGUCUCUCUAGCCGUCUCUCGACUGAGCAGAAUUGUGACAUCCGCAUCAACAGAUCUUCAGGAUUAUACUUACUAUUUUGUCCCAGCUCCUUGGCUGUCAGUCAAACUUCUGAGACUGCUGCAAUGCUACCCACCCCCAGAAGACCCUGCGGUGCGUGGCCGUCUGACUGAGUGCUUGGAGACCAUCCUGAACAAGGCCCAGGAACCACCCAAGUCUAAGAAGGUCCAACACUCAAAUGCCAAGAAUGCUGUGCUGUUUGAGGCCAUCAGCCUUAUCAUCCAUCAUGACAGUGAACCAAACUUACUCGUCCGUGCCUGCAACCAGCUGGGCCAGUUCCUGCAGCACCGGGAGACAAACCUGCGAUACCUAGCUCUGGAGAGCAUGUGCACAUUGGCCAGCUCUGAGUUCUCUCACGAGGCCGUAAAGACCCACAUUGAGACUGUCAUCAAUGCCUUGAAGACUGAGCGAGACGUGAGUGUGCGGCAGCGGGCAGUGGACCUGCUCUACGCCAUGUGUGACCGCAGCAAUGCCCAGCAAAUUGUGGCUGAAAUGCUGAGUUACCUAGAGACGGCUGACUAUUCCAUCCGAGAGGAAAUUGUGCUGAAGGUGGCCAUCCUAGCUGAGAAGUAUGCAGUGGACUACACUUGGUAUGUGGACACUAUCCUCAACCUCAUCCGCAUCGCAGGCGACUAUGUGAGCGAAGAGGUGUGGUACCGUGUCAUCCAGAUUGUCAUCAACCGUGAUGAUGUGCAGGGUUAUGCUGCCAAGACUGUUUUUGAGGCAUUACAGGCUCCAGCGUGUCAUGAGAACUUGGUCAAAGUGGGCGGCUACAUCUUGGGGGAGUUUGGAAACUUGAUAGCUGGGGACCCACGAUCCAGCCCUCUGAUCCAGUUCAACCUGCUCCACUCCAAGUUCCACUUGUGCAGCGUCCCCACCCGGGCGCUCCUGCUGUCCACCUACAUCAAGUUCGUGAACCUCUUUCCAGAGGUAAAGGCUACAAUUCAGGACGUGCUACGCAGUGACAGCCAACUGAAGAAUGCAGAUGUGGAGCUGCAACAGCGGGCUGUGGAGUACCUGCGGCUGAGUACUGUGGCCAGCACUGAUAUCCUGGCGACUGUCCUGGAGGAAAUGCCACCCUUUCCUGAGCGUGAGUCCUCCAUCUUGGCCAAGCUGAAGAAGAAGAAGGGCCCGAGCACAGUGACUGACCUGGAGGAGAGCAAGCGUGAGCGAAGCAUGGACGUGAAUGGGGGCCCUGAACCCGUUCCAGCCAGCACUAGUGCUGCGUCUACACCUUCCCCGUCAGCAGACCUGCUGGGUCUGGGGGCUGUUCCCCCUGCUCCCACAGGGCCCCCUCCCUCCUCUGGCGGUGGGCUACUAGUGGACGUGUUCUCAGACUCAGCUUCUGCAGUUGCACCUCUUGCACCCGGCUCCGAAGACAACUUUGCCAGGUUUGUUUGCAAAAAUAAUGGUGUGUUGUUUGAAAACCAGCUACUUCAAAUUGGACUUAAGUCUGAAUUUCGGCAGAAUUUAGGCCGAAUGUUCAUAUUUUAUGGUAACAAGACCUCCACACAGUUCCUAAACUUCACUCCAACACUAAUCUGUGCUGACGACCUUCAGGCUAAUCUGAACCUGCAGACCAAGCCCGUGGACCCAACUGUGGAUGGGGGCGCACAGGUGCAACAGGUGGUCAACAUUGAGUGUGUAUCUGAUUUCACAGAGGCACCUGUUCUCAACAUCCAGUUCAGGUAUGGUGGUACCUUCCAGAAUGUGUCUGUUAAGCUGCCCAUCACGCUCAACAAAUUUUUCCAGCCCACAGAAAUGGCUUCUCAGGAUUUCUUUCAACGUUGGAAGCAGUUGAGCAAUCCACAGCAAGAAGUGCAGAAUAUCUUCAAAGCAAAGCAUCCAAUGGAUACAGAGAUCACUAAAGCAAAGAUUAUUGGAUUUGGUUCUGCACUCCUUGAGGAAGUUGAUCCAAACCCUGCAAAUUUUGUGGGUGCUGGCAUAAUACAUACCAAAACCACCCAGAUUGGCUGUUUACUGCGCCUGGAACCAAAUCUGCAAGCUCAGAUGUACCGACUCACGCUACGUACCAGCAAAGACACCGUCUCUCAGAGACUAUGUGAAUUGCUGUCGGAACAGUUCUAAUCCACGGGCCAGAAGAUCAGGCUCCUUGUUUGUGCGUCUUCUUGUCUCUACCGUUUGUCUUUGUACCACACUGCAGAUAAACACCCCUUGUCUGAAAACUGCCACUCAAGGCACCUUCAGUCCUACACCUACAGCCAGCCCCUUGGGUGUGGAGAUAAUGCAGGACACAGUUUGAGAAGGGCUGCAGCAGGCCUGCCCCAUCAAAGAAGGGUGCCUGGGCCUGGAAAAUCAAGGCAGCCCUGUAGUUCAACCUACAAAUUAAAGGGAAAUUACAAGUUUGAACGAAAGUGGAAAUUUUGUUCAAAUUUUAUUAAAAUGCCACUGACUCAUUCUCAGAA
Molecule: messenger RNA, 3317 nt
Organism: Phodopus roborovskii (desert hamster)
Lineage: Eukaryota; Metazoa; Chordata; Mammalia; Rodentia; Cricetidae
Gene: Ap2a2
Product: adaptor related protein complex 2 subunit alpha 2
Exons: 22
Coding region: 160-2979 (939 amino acids)
Biological process (GO): clathrin-dependent endocytosis; intracellular protein transport
Cellular component (GO): AP-2 adaptor complex; membrane coat
Molecular function (GO): clathrin-cargo adaptor activity
Source: RefSeq, a predicted model, not a curated record